Molecule: messenger RNA, 4360 nt
Organism: Temnothorax curvispinosus
Lineage: Eukaryota; Metazoa; Arthropoda; Insecta; Hymenoptera; Formicidae
Product: zinc finger X-chromosomal protein-like
Exons: 1
Coding region: 3838-4140 (100 amino acids)
Source: RefSeq, a predicted model, not a curated record
AACGAGUGAAUGAAUUCUUUUCUCGCACUUCCUCCCGAAAUGGGACAGAUCCCGACAGAUUUUACCGGUUUUCGACGCGCAAUACUGUCGUUCGACGCACGAAUAAAAUUUAAUAAAGACCCGCGUGUGAUUUUAUGAUGUAUAUAACGAUGACAUCACGCGAGCUGUGGGUCAGUGUAAAUGAAGAGUCCUAUUGUUUAACAUGAUAGGUGUCUUCGGACAUUAAAAACGUUUUGACGAUUUUGGUCGGAUGGCUUUAAACUUAUUUAGUCAGUUAACUAAUGCCUGUGAUCUCAGCCUAUGCAUCAGCGAAACAAUGAGAAUGUUUAUUUUUCGAGUAUAAUAAGCCGCUGUUGUGUAUUUUAUUUUAUGGUAUCCAAUUCGAUUAUCGGCAUUUCUAACGUUAACAAAUCAUAUUUAUUAAUGGGUUUUUAUUUAUUAUAUAAUGGAUAUUUAUUUUGAUGACAAAUUGACCGUUUUUGUUAUAACUUUAUCUGAUAUAUAUUAAUGUUGACUAUUUAUGUAUUAUCUUGUCAUUACGUAUGCCAAGGUAUGCGAAAUCUGUAACGUUCUUCGAGAUACCGAAAUUGCACUAUAACUGUUUGCAACUUAUCGGUAAUAAACAAACGUCGUUUAAUACCAAAACCGUUGAAUAUUGUACAUAGUUCUAAAUUAGGUUUACAAGACCUGCAAUACUGUCUAUAGAAAAGUACUUUUGUCCUUAGAAAUGUAAAUGUCCUUUUGCCAAAUGUUUCUUCUAUCUUUUGAUUUAUCUCUUUUUAUGUUCUUAUCUUCUGCCUUUACUGUCGUGUUGUUUAACUUGAAUCACCAAUAUUGUUGUGGCGAUCCUACAGAUUAUUACUUUCUCAACGGCACAGAUUUCUCGGCGAUCUCUCCGAUAGCACAGCAAGGUUGGCAAGGAGGGAGUUCUUCACAGGUGCUCGAGCGGGAAAUGUCGAAAACUUGUACGCGAGCCUCGCUCCCGUCAUGUCACUUCCCGCCGCGAGUUCCGACAUCGAGUUAUCCUCGAGGGUCAAGACGAAGUACGAAGAAGCUCGCGCGCGGAACUUGCCCCGCGCGUGUGUGUCGACGCGUGUUCCUCCUCCGCUAACCGGCUGCGAACUCUCUUUUUCCAGAUCCGUUUCUGAAGUGGUCCGUGCAGAGCACCCAUAACAUCGAAUACAUCCAGAACCUCUUGCCCCGCCACCAGUGCCCGAAGUGUCACCGCAGCUACAAACACCGUAGUCACAUGAUGCGGCAUUACAGAUACGAGUGCGGCAUACCGCAGCGAUUCGAGUGCCCGUACUGCAAGCACCACUUGCGUCAGCGUACGCACGUGUGGACGCACAUACGCACGUUCCAUCCGGAUCGCGAGCUCUACUGCAUCGACAUCGCCACCAACUUGAGGCUCUCCUGGCAGGAAGUGCACCGAAGCGAUUGAGACAUAUCGUUCGCCGAGCGAUCCUGCCUUUAGUCGUUUAGAAAAUUAAUUUAAUUACAUCCCACGAGAUAUCUAAUCGGUAUUGGUUGACAUGCUUCGGAAAGAAGAAUUUACGUGUACUUUCCAUUUUUUAUAUUUAUAUGUUGUUUCAAUUUUUUUUUUAAUAUCUUAAAUUUAUGACUCUGCACAGGAUAUGCGAGUAAAAUCUCCGUAUUCUGUAUCUCGUAACGUAAUUGCCGUAAUGCGUAUUGCACAUAUUAAUUAAAAAUUUUGUAUAGGUACAAAAAAUUAUAAUUAAUAUGUACAAUAUUAUGGAAAUUACACCAAAGAAUACAAUGUGAUAUGAGAAUCAUGACUGUCGAGACCUCAGAUGUAUCUUAUAUGUUUAAUUAUUUUAAUACUUUAUAAAAUAAGUUAAUUAUUUGAAGAGCCUUUUCUCGAGACACUUUGAGAAGUGAAAAUUUGAAAGAUUAGCCUCUUGGAAAAUUUGUGAAUUACAAGCGGGCAACGCUAUAUAUAUAGGUCUUCUAUAAAUAUGUAUAUAAAACAAAGUUUUUUUCAGUAUCUAUAUUAAAUGUGUUCCUAAGCUCAAACUGUCGCUCUAGAAUUUACAGGGACGAUUGUAUAGCUGGUGCCAAAAUGGUUGAAACAUUUUUCAAUGACUCUUGAAAUGCAUUCGAUAUCAAAGUUUGUUUUCCAGUUUCUUUGGAAGACAAAAUUACCUGAAUAUCAGAUGCGUUUUGAGAUUCACUAGAAAGUAUUUGAAAGAAUGGUUUCAACAAUUUUUACACCAACUACAUUAUAAAUACUAUCUUAUACGGAUAUCUAUCACGAAAGGUUUCGCUGUUCAAGCGAAAAAUCUAGUUAUAUAAUCGUGGUAGAUUUUAUUUUCAUGACAAACCUUUAAUCGUCUUUAGUGUUUUCCCACUUUUAGGUCGUAGAUCAAUACGAAACAUAAUGAAUUGCAUUUCACAAGUCACGUUUCGUUUGCCGACGAGACGAAUCUACGUUGUGCUACCGGUAAAUGUAUAAGAAAACCAUAACUAUACAUGGAUAUGGCUGCUCUGCCCCUCGUCUUCGAAUAUCGAUUUUAAACAAUAAAUUCGAGUAUCUUCGAAUUAAGAAUACGUGAUACGAGUUAUUGCGCACUAAACAUUUUAUAUGACAGUUUUUUUAAUUAGAGAAUGUGUAAUGAAACGUUCGUUGAUCUUGCGAUCUUGCGUGCACCAAUAAAGACAACUAUCAUUCGAUUGAUAUCUUUCUCUUUCCUUUCUUCGUUUAAUUUCUGUGAAUAAUGAAGUCGACGUUUUCGACUUUUUGCAACGACAAUAUUUAACGAACGAUCCCGUCCACGUGGUUUUCACGCGAUUUAUCGUUGAAGGAGUGCGCUAACACCGUUUUGCAGGACACGUUCAUUAUGAGGAUAACCGAGGAUCGACUCGUUAUUAAAACGAUCAUGCUUUUUUCAUGGGUUUCAGAUAGUUCUUCCAAGCGGAGGAGGAGUCUCGAAGAAGUUUAUUCGGAGUCGGGCCAUCUCAAUAAGCGAUACGGCCUGUACGAGUGUCCCAGUUGCGGCAAUCUGUACAAGUGGAAGAAAUCGAUGCUCGCGCAUCUGCGCCAUCAGUGCAAACAACCGCCGAGAUUCGAAUGCACGUAUUGCCCGGUAAAAAAUUAUCAGAAGGGCCAUAUCAUACGUCAUCUGCGCGUGCAUCACCCGAAUCUGUCGCCGUUGUACUACGAUUGGAAGCUCAACAAUGUGUACCGGCUCUGAUUAAGUAUGCGCUCGUCCUCGCGUAUUAUGAUUGUUAUGUCCAAUAAACUGUGCAGCUGGAUCUCCAAUUGAGUGGCUAAUUUGUAAAGAACCCUAUUAUCACCCCCCAUGACACAAUCGUCGACGUCUGAUCACUUUAAUUUCGUUUACCGAUAAAUAUGAAUGUAUGUUCAUUAGAUUCUUAAUCAACUCGUCGCCGUUUCACUUGCAGGUACGGAUGCGCUCGUCGAUGAAUAAAAUGAUACUAACGGUACGUCUUGAUAUUCCAAGAUCAGGAUGUAUGUCUGUCGCUCUACAGUCGCUCGCCACGUCAGCCUUUUCAUAAUAUUCAACAUCGUACGUAGUUUAUAUGAACGAUUUAUUUACGACGCGUGUAGACGAAGACGGAAAUGCUGAGUACGUGCGAGGUCACGUUGCGAGACUUUUCUCGCGUCUUUCUCUCAGAUUUUUAAUCAUUUUCAUUAUGCGUUGCUUGUUGGGGAAAUCCGAUGAUGCAGCCUAAGCCGAACGGGCGGUGAUCAUCGUAAAAAUCUUUUCUUUCUCGCGCGCACUCGAGCAUGUCCUUCAGCAUCUUCGUCUCCGUGUUUCAGGGCUCCACGUGGUGUCGCCGUUCGGGCCGCCGAACAUGAUCUGCAAGUAUCAACCGGGAGCGGACGGCAAGCUCAAUUCCGAGGCGUGCAGGAAAUCGAGGAUACGUACGCGCAAGGUCAGCGCCGACAACAUGAAGCCGUUCCAGUGCCAAAAAUGCGGUCGUGGCUUCACCCUGAAGAGGAACAAGGACCGCCACGUGAAUUACGAGUGCGGGCACGAGCCGAGGUUUCAAUGCCCCUACUGCGGGCUCCGCAGCAAGCAAACGUCACCGGUUUACGCCCACAUCAGAAAGAAACACCCGGAAGAGGAGGUCUUUAUCUUCGACAUGAAGCUCUGAGCACAACAAGAAGAUCGCGAGUUCUCUGGUUCCAUACCUGAUCUCGAGCUACCCAAGUGAACUUUCGUCUUUCCACUGGGCCUGCUUUCUAUCGCGAUCUUCGUACAUCACUGAAGACGAAUGUUUCUCAAUCUCGCUUGUUACUGCCAUAUUUUUCUUUUUCGUGAAAGAAGUGAAUUGUGAUUUUAUGUAUAUAUAUAUACAUGCAUAUUUUUUUUUU